Molecule: messenger RNA, 714 nt
Organism: Colletotrichum scovillei
Lineage: Eukaryota; Fungi; Ascomycota; Sordariomycetes; Glomerellales; Glomerellaceae
Exons: 2
Coding region: 1-714 (237 amino acids)
Source: RefSeq, a predicted model, not a curated record
AUGCACCUAGAGGUUCGGCAAUGUACCGAGAACGACAUCCCCCGCGUCUUCGAGAUAGUGUCCUUGGCCUUUGCCAACGACCACGAAUUUGUCGAUGCAGUCUUCCCUGAGCACAGCACCUCCGAAGGCCGCAAGUUGGGUAGCGAGCGUAUGCUCGCUAUGUUUCAUGGGGAUCCUUAUAGCAUCUUCCUGAAGUGCAUCGACACGAACACUGGCCAGAUUGUGGCGGCUGCGAAGUGGAAUGUCUACAAGGACGGCCCUGUCCCGCCGCUGCCUGAGCUUGGUGGCGACUACUGGAAGAACGAUGAGGAGAAGAGAUUUGCACAAGCUAUCUUUCGUAGCUUUCUUGCGCCGAGACAACGAGCUAUCGAGGAGAGCGGCGCAAGAUUGGUUGCACUUGAUAUGUUGAUGUGUGAUCCUGAGUUCCAAUGUCAGGGAGCGGGGAGACUACUAGUAAGAGCAGGUCUUGCUAUUGCUGAUGAGAUGGGUGUCGAUGUAAGUUGUGGCUUUACUUUCUUUUGUUACCCCAUCAAGAAAAGAUCAAAGGCUUAUUCAAUGAUACAGGCGGUCGUAGAGGGUUCGGAUCGAGGCAGAAGACUUUACGCGUCAGAGGGCUUUGAUGGCCCCCAUUAUGUGUGUCCCGUACCUGAUGAGUUCGCCGCACGGCGUAAACAGACGUACUGGUGGAUGAGGCGACCCAAGACCAGUAUCUAA